AGAGAUGAGCCAAAAGCACGAAAAAGAAAAAAUGGACACAGAGCUCUCCAACUGUCAGUUUGCAGGAAAAGGCAAAGACUUUAACUGGACCGCUAAGACAAAAGGCACGUGAAGAACACUACCCAAUAAGCAAGAGCGUGCUAUUCACGUUACGACAGAUUCGACUAGGGUUAAGUAGAAGCAAAAAAAGAACGUUCGAUCACUUUCCUUUUCUCACAAUUCUUCACCGCAAACACUCACCCCCAAAAAAGGAAUCAUAAGAAGAAGAAGCUAUAGACAAAAGAAGGGUAUUUUACUAUUUACCCUAAACUUUACUUUACCAACCACAGACACAGAGACACAGAAUCAUAAGAUCAGAUCUGGUGGUUUCAAACAAUGGCGGACAAGGAAGAACAAGAGACGAUGACCUCGUACAAGCUGUUUCUGAGAGUUAUAAGCAAGAGAAGAACAUGGGCCUGUCUGUUUCUUGUGGUCUACGCGAUCCUCUUGUCUUCUUCGUGGAAUUCGCUGAAUUCGAUAGUGAAUUGGUACGGUGAUAACCACCAGACGUCAUCUGGUUUGCCUGCGCUUUACGCCUCGGUUCUUUUAGGUGCUGUGUUCGGAGUUCUCUCGAUGGCGGCGGCGCUGUUCAUAGCUGUGCCGGCGAUCGUUGUGAUCUGGAUAUCGGUGGUGGUGUCGAUGGCUUUCGCUGGGAAAUCGAGGAAGAGAGUGGUGAUCGAAGGGAGGAAAGUGACGAAAGAGAUCGCUGGUUUUGUGUUUAGGGUUCUUCUUAAAGAAGGAAACUUCGUGGCUCUUGUUUGUGCUCUUCUUGCUUACUUCGUCUUCUUUAACUCUUACUCUUUCACUUCUUCUUGAUUCAAUUUUUAUUUUUUGUUGCGUUUUGUCAUUAACGAAAACAUCUUACAACUAAUAUAUCCAAAUCGAUCUUUAAUUUCCUCGUUUAAUUUUUUUUAGUUUUAACAAGAUUUGGUGGUUUCUUGAAUCUGAAAAAUA
This is a messenger RNA of Camelina sativa (false flax), 993 nucleotides long. RefSeq lists its product as uncharacterized. Lineage: Eukaryota; Viridiplantae; Streptophyta; Magnoliopsida; Brassicales; Brassicaceae. The record is from RefSeq and is a predicted model, not a curated record.